This is a messenger RNA of Lasiodiplodia theobromae, 999 nucleotides long. RefSeq names its product 3-oxoacyl-(acyl-carrier-protein) reductase. The transcript is spliced from 4 exons. NCBI's taxonomy places the organism in Eukaryota, Fungi, Ascomycota, Dothideomycetes, Botryosphaeriales, Botryosphaeriaceae. The record is from RefSeq and is a predicted model, not a curated record. Bases 1 to 999 code for a protein of 332 amino acids. Gene Ontology annotation, molecular function: oxidoreductase activity, acting on the CH-OH group of donors, NAD or NADP as acceptor.
AUGUCGCCGCACGCACCUCUAAGCAGAACCAUUCUGCGCGCCACGUCUAGAGCCCCAGCUCUCCGCCGUGCCGCAGCAAGACCCCACAUUCAGCCCUACCACUCCACCACCGACACCAGCACUCUAAACGGCCACCACGUUCUUGUGACCGGCGGCAGCCGGGGCAUCGGCAAGGCCAUUGCCUCGCGCUUCGCCUCCCUCGGCGCUAGCACUACCAUUGUUGGCCGCCACGCCGACACUCUCCAGCUCGCCACCCACGAAAUCGUGUCCCGGUCCCCGCGCUUCGAUGAAGAUUCCAUAAGUCACGGCUACGUGACUGGUGACAUCUCGACCAAGGGAUUUUGGGAGAUGCUCUCCCGCUCCCUCGUCCUGCGUCAAUGCCUUCGCCACUCCCCUUCUGAAUUCAAUCAAGAGAAAUUCGACCCCACUCCCCUUACUAUUCUCGUCAACGCCGCCGGCGUGACACACAAUGCCCUGCUGACCCGGCAGUCCGCUGUAGCCACCGAGGAUGCAGUACAGACGAACCUAAUGGGCACAAUGUGGGCCUGUAAGAUCUUGGGCAAGGCUUUGAUGAAACGCUCGGCUCGCGACGGCGCUAAAAAGAAAAAGGCGGCAGGAAUGGAAACGCUGGAAGAAAGCGAAAAGGCCUUGAGGGGCGGAGUCUCGAUCGUAAACGUGAGCUCCUUGUUGGCGACGCAUGGUGGCGUGGGGUCCGCGGCGUACGCGGCGAGUAAGGCUGGGGUGCUGGGACUCACACGUGCUCUUGCUGGGGAAAUGGGCCCGCUCGGGGUCAGGGUUAAUGUUAUUAUGCCCGGAUACGUUGAAACAGACAUGACAGCUGCCAUGCAAACUGUGGCUCGCGAGAAAGCCUUAGAGCGUAUUCCUUUGAAGCGUUUCGGCACCGUGGAAGAAAUCGCCGAAGCCGCCGUUUUCCUCGUGACCAACCAGUACGCAAAUAACUGUGUCAUCAACCUCGAUGGAGAUCUAAUGGGAGACUGA